Xiphophorus hellerii (green swordtail) is the source of this 680-nucleotide messenger RNA. Its product is annotated as gastrula zinc finger protein XlCGF8.2DB-like. The record is from RefSeq and is a predicted model, not a curated record. Gene Ontology annotation, molecular function: RNA polymerase II cis-regulatory region sequence-specific DNA binding; DNA-binding transcription factor activity, RNA polymerase II-specific. Gene Ontology annotation, biological process: regulation of transcription by RNA polymerase II. The transcript has 2 exons. NCBI's taxonomy places the organism in Eukaryota, Metazoa, Chordata, Actinopteri, Cyprinodontiformes, Poeciliidae. Bases 63 to 680 code for a protein of 205 amino acids.
AGCCGUUUUCAUGUGUGACCUGUGGAAAAAGUUUUAUUCAAAAACAGAGUUUAACUGAGCACAUGAUGAUUCACACUGGUGGAAAACUGUUUUCAUGUGUGACCUGUGGGAAAGGUUUUAAUCGAAAACAGAGUUUAACUGAGCACAUGAUGAUUCACACUGGUGAAAAGCCGUUUUCAUGUGUGACCUGUGGAAAAAGUUUUAGUCGAAAAGACCUUUUCACUCGGCACAUGAUGAUUCACACUGGUGAAAAGCCGUUUUCAUGUGUGACCUGUGGAAAAAGUUUCAGUCAAAAACAAAAUUUAAUUCAGCACAUGAUGAUUCACACUGGUGAAAAGCCGUUUUCAUGUGUGACCUGUGGAAAAAGUUUCAGUCAAAAACAAAAUUUAACUCAGCACAUGAUGAUUCACACUAGUGAAAAGCCGUUUUCAUGUGUGACCUGUGGAAAAAGUUUCAGUCAAAAACAGCGUUUAACUCAGCACAUGAUGAUUCACACUGGUGAAAAGCCGUUUUCAUGUGUGACCUGUGGAAAAAGUUUUAUUCGAAAACCGGAUUUAACUCAGCACAUGAGGAUUCACACUGGUGAAAAGCCGUUUUCAUGUGGAAAUUGUGGAAAAAGUUUUAGUCAUAAACAAAAUUUAAUUCAGCACAUAAGGCGUCACACAGGUGAAAAGCAGUAG